Molecule: messenger RNA, 1503 nt
Organism: Kwoniella botswanensis
Lineage: Eukaryota; Fungi; Basidiomycota; Tremellomycetes; Tremellales; Cryptococcaceae
Exons: 13
Coding region: 1-1503 (500 amino acids)
Biological process (GO): transmembrane transport
Cellular component (GO): membrane
Source: RefSeq, a predicted model, not a curated record
AUGUCAUCAGCUGGGGAUAUUAUCUAUAAGGCUUUCAUGCCUACCUUGAAGAUGGUCUUAUGUAUCAUGCUUGGAUUCGCAGCUACGAAGAAAGGAUGGCUGACUGCUCCAGGAGCGAAAGGACUUGGUGCGAUUGUGGUCCAAAUCACACUUCCAGCAUUGCUGUUUUCAUCAAUGGUCACAGCAUUUACCCCUGAUAACAUCAAGGCUUUUGGUCCGUUAGUGGUGAUAGCUGUCUUGUAUCAGCUGCUGGGAAUCACCUUCGCUUGGAUAAUAAGGGAGCUUUUUUACGUGCCAAUAGAUUUUAGAUGGGGAAUUUUAGUUUCCGGACUAACUUCGAACUGGGGCAAUCUACCAACGGCAAUUGUGCAGACAAUGGCGAAAGAGUCCCCUUUCAACCCUGCAGUAGAUGUAGACUUGGGUGUAGCUUAUAUCGCCAUCUUCAUAUUCAUCAUGAACACGACAUUUUGGGGAUUAGGGGUUCAUAGGAUGUGCGCAUGGGACUUUCAAGAGAACCGAAGAAGACCGGAUCAGCCCCCACUGAAAGAAAGGUGGUCAUCACAGCUAGAAUUGACCAAAGGAAGAAUAACGAAAUGGACGGGUAUGAGAAACCGACAUUCAGGAUCAAAUAUAGAUAUGGAGAGUCAGACCAUACCUGGAAUGGAGAUGAUGGGCAAUGUAGAAGAUAAAGCGGAACAAGACAAUAACUUUGGGCAGAACAACAUCGAGCCUUAUAUUCCUGCCAGCAGCAGUCCUGGAAAUUCUUCUCAAGAAAUUGUACCUGUCGCAAGGAUAUCCACUUUUGACAACGCGACAUCCUUGAGGAGAAACUCGAGUAAAGUUUCAGACAUUCAAAGAACAUCAGAUCCAGCUCCCAGUGUUCACGAGAGCGAUAACGUGUUGCCUGUCCAACCUUUGUGGAAGAAAAUCGUUCUCACGAUAUACGAGCUACCCAACGUUACCAAAGCUAUCAUUAUCAGUAUACCCAUUGCUACGGUCCAGCCACUGAAAUCGUUAUUCGCUGAAACGGAGGGUUGGUCGGGAAGUAGAAUGCCAUAUGGUCCAGAUGGGAAUCCACCUUUGCAUUUUGUCAUUGAAUUCAGUUCAUUCUUGGGUGCGAUAGCUGUGCCUGGGGCUUUACUUUUACUGGGUGCCAGUUUCGCUAGACUGAGGGUACCGAAAAAUUGGAGAGAUCUCCCGCUUGGUGCUAUCAUAGCUCUGACUUGCUCGAAAAUGAUCCUCGUACCUAUUUUCGGGAUAUUCGUGAUUCAAGCCUUCCGAGAUCAUACCUCCCUGUUCCCUCGGGAAGAUAAGAUUCGUACUUUUAUUGCGAUACUUCUGUCCGGAACGCCAUCUCAAGUGAUACAGCUAGUUGUCACCCAAACAUACAAUCCGGAUGGCACUGCUGAGACCCUGUCAACCUUUUUACUUCUCCAAUACGCUCUGAUGUUCAUUCUCUCAACAGCUCUCGCUGCGAUAGCAUUGUAUAUAGUGGAGAGGUAG